AUGGAGCAUCCGACCGGUCAGUCACCCGUGAACCCAGGAUUAGCUGCAAGGGUCUCAGCUCACUCGCCGAUGAUGGUACCUGAAGGCUAUUGCAGGCCGCCACACAACCAACUGCACGUUGGCCCUAGGGGAGGCUGGAAGGAGUGCAUAAACCAGCCACCAAUGGGUCUCGCGCAGGGGAGGAGUCAUGCUUUCCAUGAUGAAGAAUCGACUGUCAGCCAGGACCGUAAGUGCCGUGAUCAUGAUGACGUGCCUUUGUCUCGGCUUGGUCAUGAGUACCUGGUACCCGUCCCGUACGUUCCGCCACAAGGUGCAGAUGACAUUCAUGUCGAGCGCCUGGCCAGGUUGGAGUCCACCAUCAAAAGGAUGCGUGAAUUCCUGGUGCGACACAUACCCAGGUCGUCUUGUCCUGGCAUGAACAAGCGAGUUCUAGCGGUCCUUGUCAAGGCCCGUGAGUACCUGAGGGUUAUGGAAGCAGACGUAGCAGCUAUUAGAGAGACAGACCGAGCUGUCAGAAAAAGUGCGGAAAAAAUGCGAAGACUGCGGGAUUACGUUCGCGACACAAUUGAACAGCUUCAGAACCCUGCUGACUGCAAAUCAGCGCCCAAGCUGCGUUGCCUCCUGGACAACCCGUCGGGUCUGGCGGCCGGUGCUCACGACGUCCUUUGGUGCUUUGUGGCAGCCCUGCAAAUGGGUCGCACGCUGAUUCUCAACAGCACGCCGUGGCACUAUACUCCAAAUGACAGUGGCUGGACAGAGGUGCUCCAACCUGUCGCCGGACCUUCCUGCGAGAAUGCUGGCUCCGAAAACAUGAUAGUCGACGGCUACCCCGGACAUGAAUGGGGCCUCAAGACGCGACGUCGAAUGCGGGAUCUACCCGCGUCAUUUGCGAAGGACUUGGUGGCAAACCACGGUGAACCUUACGCCUGGUGGUACGGCCAGAUCUUGGCCUACAUUUUUCGGCUUCAGAACUCGACACGCGAGUUCAUAGAAGACUUCAAGAUAAAAAAUGACUACAAGCAUCCUAUGGUAGCCUUGCAUAUUCGGCGCACAGACAAAAAGAAGGAAGCAGCCUUCCAUGACGUGGCCGAGUACAUGCAGCACGCUGAAGAGUUCUACAGCUCCCUGGCACUAAGGGGCCAGCCGGUCCAGAAGCGUGUGUUCAUCGCUACUGACGACCCCGAAGUCAUUACUGAGAUAAUACAGAAGUUCCCCGAGUACAAGGUGAUCUCCAACCGUCUAUCUGCUCUUGAGGCCUUCGAUUUGAAGGCUCGAUUUCACAACUCUACUCUCACUAGCGUGCUCAUUGACAUAUACCUGCUUGCCGAGUCGGACUACCUCGUUUGUACCUUCUCUUCUGGGUUCUGCCGUCUCGCCUACGAGCUGAUGCAAGCCCGGUACGCCGAAACGGGUGCGGAUGCGACGCCCAAGGCAGUGUCGUUGGACAUCGAAUACUGCUACGCUUACGUGCCUUUCCCACCUCGACGAACGCUGUACUACAACAAACGCGUCUUUCACAACGAGCUGGAGUGGACGGCUCCGGGCGUACUAAUUAGGGUGGACAGACGAGUUCAUGCCCGUAUCUGA
Messenger RNA from Rhipicephalus microplus (southern cattle tick), 1587 nucleotides. RefSeq lists its product as uncharacterized. Gene Ontology annotation, biological process: protein N-linked glycosylation. Gene Ontology annotation, molecular function: alpha-(1->6)-fucosyltransferase activity. NCBI's taxonomy places the organism in Eukaryota, Metazoa, Arthropoda, Arachnida, Ixodida, Ixodidae. The record is from RefSeq and is a predicted model, not a curated record.